This is a messenger RNA of Galeopterus variegatus (Sunda flying lemur), 3065 nucleotides long. RefSeq names its product leucine rich repeat transmembrane neuronal 3 (gene LRRTM3). The transcript is spliced from 3 exons. The record is from RefSeq and is a predicted model, not a curated record. Gene Ontology annotation, molecular function: protein binding. Gene Ontology annotation, cellular component: plasma membrane. Bases 540 to 2285 code for a protein of 581 amino acids. NCBI's taxonomy places the organism in Eukaryota, Metazoa, Chordata, Mammalia, Dermoptera, Cynocephalidae.
AACAGUCCAAGCAGCUUUCAGAAUGACAGUCUGCAGAAGUAAGCUGAGUGUGUGUGCGGUACGGGGCUCUCCUGCCUUCUGGGCUUCAACGCAGCUCUGUGACUGAACUGGGUGCUCAUCACGGGAACUGCUGGGCUAUGGAAUACAGAUGUGGCAGUUCAGGUAGCCCCACAUUGCCUGGAGGAAUACAUCAUGUUUUCCGAUAAGAAGAAAUUGUAGAAGCCAGUUUUUUUUACACCCCCCCCCCAAAAAAAACUGUAAAGAUGCAAAAACGUAAUAUCCAUGAAGAUCCUAUUACCUAGGAAGAUUUUGACGUUUUGCUGCGAAUGCGGUGUUGGGAUUUAUUUGUUCUUGGAGUGUACUGCGUGGCUGGCAAAGAAUAAUGUUCCAAAAUCGGUCCAUCUCCCAAGGGGUCCAAUUUUUCUUCCUGGGUGUCAGCGAGCCCUGACUCACUACAGUGCAGCUGACAGGGGCUGUCAUGCAAGUGGCCCCUAAGCCAAAGCAAAAGACCUAAGGACGACCUUUGAACAAUACAAAGGAUGGGUUUCAAUGUAAUUAGGCUACUGAGCGGAUCAGCUGUAGCACUGGUUAUAGCCCCCACUGUCUUACUGACAAUGCUGUCUUCUGCUGAACGAGGAUGCCCUAAGGGCUGUAGGUGUGAAGGCAAAAUGGUAUAUUGUGAAUCUCAGAAAUUACAGGAGAUACCCUCAAGUAUAUCUGCUGGUUGCUUAGGUUUGUCCCUUCGCUAUAACAGCCUUCAAAAACUGAAGUAUAAUCAAUUUAAAGGGCUCAACCAGCUCACCUGGCUAUAUCUUGACCAUAACCAUAUCAGCAAUAUUGACGAGAAUGCUUUUAAUGGAAUACGCAGACUCAAAGAGUUGAUCCUGAGUUCCAAUAGAAUCUCCUAUUUUCUUAACAAUACCUUCAGACCUGUGACAAAUUUACGGAACUUGGAUCUGUCCUAUAAUCAGCUGCAUGCUCUGGGAUCUGAACAGUUUCGGGGCUUGCGGAAGCUGCUGAGUUUACAUUUACGAUCUAACUCCCUGAGAACCAUCCCUGUGCGAAUAUUCCAAGACUGUCGCAACCUGGAACUUUUGGACCUGGGAUAUAACCGGAUCCGAAGUUUAGCCAGGAAUGUCUUUGCUGGCAUGAUCAGACUCAAAGAACUUCACCUGGAGCACAAUCAAUUUUCCAAGCUCAACCUGGCCCUUUUUCCAAGGUUGGUGAGCCUCCAGAACCUCUACUUGCAGUGGAAUAAAAUCAGUGUCAUAGGACAGACAAUGUCCUGGACCUGGAGCUCAUUACAGAGGCUUGAUUUAUCAGGCAAUGAGAUCGAAGCUUUUAGUGGACCUAGUGUUUUCCAGUGUGUCCCAAAUCUGCAGCGCCUCAACCUGGAUUCCAACAAGCUCACAUUUAUUGGUCAAGAGAUUUUGGAUUCUUGGAUAUCCCUCAAUGACAUCAGCCUUGCCGGGAAUAUAUGGGAAUGCAGCAGAAAUAUUUGUUCCCUGGUAAACUGGCUGAAAAGUUUUAAAGGUCUGAGGGAGAAUACAAUCAUCUGUGCCAGUCCCAAAGAGCUGCAAGGAGUAAAUGUGAUCGACGCAGUGAAGAACUAUAGCAUCUGUGGCAAAAGUACCACGGAGAGGUUUGAUCUGGGCAGGGCUCUCCCGAAGCCGACGUUUAAGCCCAAACUCCCCAGGCCGAAGCAUGAGAGCAAGCCCCCUCUACCCCCGACGGUGGGAGCCACAGAGCCCAGCCCAGAGACCGAUGCUGACACAGAGCACAUCUCUUUCCAUAAAAUCAUCGCGGGGAGUGUGGCCCUUUUCCUGUCUGUGCUUGUCAUCCUGCUCGUUAUCUACGUGUCGUGGAAGCGAUACCCUGCGAGCAUGAAGCAGCUGCAGCAGCGCUCCCUCAUGCGAAGGCACAGGAAAAAGAAAAGACAGUCCCUAAAGCAAAUGACUCCCAGCACCCAGGAAUUUUAUGUAGAUUACAAACCCACCAACACGGAGACCAGCGAGAUGCUGCUGAAUGGGACGGGACCCUGCACCUAUAACAAAUCAGGCUCCAGGGAGUGUGAGAUACCUUUAUCAAUGAACGUGUCAACCUUUCUGGCAUACGACCAGCCCACAAUAAGUUACUGUGGGGUGCAUCAUGAACUUCUCUCUCAUAAGUCUUUUGAAACGAAUGCACAGGAAGAUACGAUGGAAACACACCUAGAGACUGAGCUGGACCUGAGCACAAUCACAACAGCUGGCCGAAUCAGUGACCAUAAACAGCAGCUGGCUUAACUGAGCUAACUGGUAGCCAAGGGUUGCUACCAAACUUUGUAACCUCAAGGACAAAAUGAGGAAGAUUUGUUCUUUGUGGACUCUAAAAAAAACAAAACAAAACAAAACAAUCCCCUAUUCAAAUAAACAAAAAUCCAAGAUUGAUUCAUGAAAUAAAGAGGACAUGAAUUGUUUCAAGUCUACACUUUGUAAUUAGCUAAGUUGUGCAGUAUUUUUUUGACUUAAACAGAAUAUGACCCUGAAAAAAAAAUCUUUUUUUCAAAACUCAUCCUACCUACCUGUAAAAACUGUACAGAGCUAAUGUAUUUUUCAUAUUGUAAAGUUUCAAUUAUAAAAACAACUGGUAUGUACAGUACCAUAAUUUAAUUACAUUUUACUUUACAAACUUUACACAUUUCAGUUUCUAAAAUUUUAAAUUAACAAAAAUUAUUUCUUGUGUUAUUCAGAGUUACUCAGUUUUGUAGGGACUGUUUUGUUACUGCUUUUGUGCCCAGAAACCUUGACUCUAAAAUUCUGUGCUGUGCGAAACGUGCACGAUUUUUAUUAUGCUUACUGCGUAGAAUUUUAUCUACUUGUUCCAGAAAUAAUACAUUAACCAAAAAGGAUUUAAUUGUUCAGACUUGUAUGAGAUUCUUCAAUUGCAUAGACAGGUUUUUCUUAUAAAUGGAAAAAAAAAAUUUUAACAGUUCUCAGACUUAACUGUUGCCUUGAAUUACAGCCUAGUUUCUAAGCAGUGAAAUGUAAUGAUAAAGAGGGAUAUUUUAACAACAUAAUUCCGAA